CUUCCGAGAUGUACAAUAUGUAAUGAACUAUGUAAGACGAUGAUUAAGGGCCAGAUUAAUUCCCACUGCACUAAUGAUUCACUGUGAAAAAGAAAACAACACAGGUCUUGAUGUGCUGAUGUGAUCUGCCAGUUCAGUAUUUACUUGAGCUUCCUUGGGCUUACGAAGCUUACUCUUUAACAUUAAUGAUUCCUCUUCAUGUUAUCAAUCAUUCUUCCCUUCUCCCCCCUCUUCAUUUCUCUCCAUUCACCUGUUUUUGGACUCAAGCCCACAUUUCUGUUCUUAUAGUCCAAGGGAUAUAUGUGUAUAUGGUCAAAGAUGUAAGUGCCAGAAGUUUAUAAGCCAUUUUUAAUGCCAUAUUAGUGCUUUCUAGGCAUGCCUACUGGUUCAAAAUCACCAAUGAAAACGCAGAGGAAGUCGUUUUCUGUGAACCUGAGCACUGAAUUUUUAUGGGUCCAGCAGUUUUCCAAGAAUCUCCAUUUCUUAGAGUCUCUCUGCCUCGACUCCUCCUCUGUUAUUUCAAUAACAUAUGUUUUUAUUAUGCAUUAUAUGUUACUUUAAAACGUAUAACCACCCCAAACCCAUUGCAUAUCAUAAAUGCACAGUGUUUGUAGCGGCUGUAUGCAUUAAUCCUUCUUUACUUCUUUGAGUGUCGUCCUGCAACAACAGAUGAUGUCAUUGUGGGUGGUGCGGACCACAAACAGUUCCACGAAAAAUGUGAUGGGAAAUGUGUAAUAGGUAGAUAAUAUGUGAUCAGGAGCCUUAUUUAAGGAAAACUUAAAAGCAAAGCCUCAGUAGUCUUUUCCCCAGCAGAACAAAUGGACAAGUGGAUGUAUACUCUGUGGAUUACCUGCUGGAGAUGGCUUCACUGAGCAAAAAGAAAUGUGUUUUUUUCACCACUACUUUUAUAAGUUGUGUUCAUUCACCGCGUCAUGACCCAUUUACGGAACUGGAAGAAAAAGACUUUGAACUUCUAAAUGGAAUCAGCCCCUACCAAGGUGUUGGUUAGGAGUUCCUGCUCACCCUUCUUCAGCUGGUCCUGUGUGAGCUGGUGCUCACAGACAAAAGGCGCAACACCGGUGGAUUUGCGCCUCUCGCAAUCGGAUUGUCUGUAGGGCUGGGACACCUUGCAGGGGUGAGUCAAUCAAAACAUUCCUCUGUUUCCCCUGCCAUUAAUUUGGCAGCUGGUUUCUCCAUCUCGCCACGGCCUGAUACAAUAGAUUGGCGUAUGAACUGGUUGUAAAUCAGCCACUGUAUGUAAUCAGCUGGUGUACAGCCAGAAAGAGGCAAGCAGUGUUUUCCUGUGAUAUGGUUUGCAGAUCAGCUACACAGGAUGCGGUAUCAACCCCGCUCGAUCCUUUGGGCCUGCAGUUACACAAGACUCCUUUGACGAUCACUGGGUACGUAUUGUGGAACGUAUUUUAAGUGUCUGGUGAGUCAUUCAUAUCGUCUGUCCUGAUUGUCUUUUUAGCCUUGUUAUCCUGCAGUGACAAAAUGAACCUGGUGGAUGUUAAAGGUUUAGAACGAUCAAAUGAUCAAAAGUGUCGACAGUGUGUACCGAGUAUCAAAUAAAAUACUUUCUCUCAACUCCUUCUGUCUGAUGCUUAAAAGUGUGACCCGAAAUAGUGUGCAGUGCAUCUUUUUUCUGUUUCAUCCCUUUUCUCCUCCCCUCUGCACCCAAAACCUCUUCACUAUAAAUAAUGAGGCGCCAACUAGUUGGUUUUGACACGCCAGACACUUUUGUCGCAAACAUGGCAGAAGUGAAAAGCUGGGGCUUUUGGAGGGCUGUGGCUGCAGAGUUUGUGGGGAUGUUACUGUUCAUAUUCAUCUGUAUUGCGGCCGCCCCCGAGAAAGACGAGAAAGGGGUGGCUCAGGAGAUCAAGAUCUCGCUGACCUUCGCUCUGGCCAUCGCCACCCUAGCUCAGACUUUGGGGCACGUCAGCGGAGCGCACCUGAACCCCGCGGUCACUCUGGGACUCCUGGUCAGCAGCCAGAUCAGUGCAGUUCGGUGCGUCUGCUACAUCCUGGCACAGAUGCUGGGGGCAGUUACGGCUAGCGCUAUCGUGAAUGGAAUUAAGAGCAGAACAUCUCUUGGUGUUAAUGAGCUAAAUGUUGGUGUAGGAUCGGGUUUUGUCAUCGAGUUCUUUGCCACCCUUCAACUGGUUCUGUGUGUGCUAGCAGUGACUGACAAGCGAAGGAGUGAUGUUAAUGGUUUUGCACCGUUGGCCAUUGGACUGUCAGUGGGUCUUGGACACUUCGCUGCUAUAAGCUACACUGGAUGUGGCAUCAAUCCUGCUCGCUCCUUUGGUCCGGCUGUGAUAAAAGGCCAUAUGAGCAACCACUGGGUGUACUGGAUCGGGCCGAUGUGCGGCGGCAUAGCAGCGUCCCUUAUCUACGAUUUCAUUCUGUGUCCGCGGACACGUGGCUUCAGCUCUCGCAUGCACGUGCUUGUCAGAGGUCCAGAAGGUGAAGAUGGUACAGGUGAAUUUCGAGGAGAAGACGAUGACAAUCAAGAGCCGCACCAGUGGCCAAAACAAUGAACAUUGAUUGCACAUUGCUUUUCUGAUGCCAGAAAGAAAAAAAAAAAGUUUGUUUUUGUAGUUUUACUAUGAGCGUUUUAAUUGUUUUUACUUCCUGUUUUUGUCUUUUUUUUUUUUUUUUAAAGUAAGUCUGAAAAUAAAGGCACUUUUCAGUUUC
Molecule: messenger RNA, 2697 nt
Organism: Mugil cephalus (flathead mullet)
Lineage: Eukaryota; Metazoa; Chordata; Actinopteri; Mugiliformes; Mugilidae
Product: aquaporin-1-like
Exons: 5
Coding region: 1701-2540 (279 amino acids)
Biological process (GO): carbon dioxide transmembrane transport; hyperosmotic response; renal water transport
Cellular component (GO): membrane
Molecular function (GO): ammonium channel activity; carbon dioxide transmembrane transporter activity; glycerol transmembrane transporter activity
Source: RefSeq, a predicted model, not a curated record